CCUUUUUCCCGGAAUUCCCUCCACUUCCGGUGGGGCUGUGAGCUGUCCGUCCCUCCUUACUUCCCCCCCACCUCCCCAAGAGCGCGCGAAGCGUUGAGGAAACUGAGGCCCGCAGAGUGGCAGGGCCUGGCCCCGCCCCCUGGCUGUGUGGUCUCCUGAGAGCACUUAACAUCGCUCCGGUCCCCUUUUCUCCGCCUCUGGCUGAUCGCUGGGCUCCGGAACCGCUUACACCUCACUGGGACCAGCAGCUAGCGGGCCACCUCUUGGGGAAUGCAGCGCCUGAAACAACUUCAUAACUAUGUAAUGUAACAGCAAAGUGACGACAGAACAUCAGGUAAGCAGAAGAUUGGGACCAAAGAGAGCAAGAUGAAUGUUCCUGCAAGUAGUUGUGGUAGUCCCAAUUCUGCAGAAAUUGGCAGUGAUUUUAAAGACCUCUGGACAAAACUGAAGGAGUGUCAUGACAAGGAAGUACAAACCUUACAGAUCAAAGUAACCAAGCUAAAAAAGGAACGGAUUUUAGAUGCACAAAGAUUGGAAGAGUUUUUUACCAAAAAUCAACAAUUGAGAGAGCAACAGAAGGCCCUUCAUGACACUAUUAAAGUUUUGGAAGAUCGGUUAAGAGCAGGGUUAUGUGACCGUUGUGCAGUGACUGAAGAGCACAUGAGGAAAAAACAACAGGAGUUUGAAAAUAUCCGGCAACAGAAUCUUAAACUUAUCACUGAACUUAUGAAUGAUAAGAAUGCCUUACAAGAAGAAAACAAAAAACUUUCAGAGCAACUACAAAAGAAAAUUGAGAAGAAACAGCAUAAAGCUGUAGAGCCUGAGGAAGAAGUUAUCCCUGAUUCUCCUAUAUUGACUUUUUCAUUUCCUGGACUUAAUCGACUAAGAAGAAAGAAGGAGAAUCUACAUGUCCGAUAUAUAGAGCAAACACAUACUGAUUUGGAGCACCCUCUAAGUACAAAUGAAUUAGCAAAAAGUUUGAAGUCUUCAACUCAAGUACAACAAAACCACUAUGAAAGUGAAAUUCUUGUAGCAGAUACUUGUGAUCAAACAUUAUCACCUGUGACCAAUAUUCAAGAUACCAACAGUUGUCCCAUUGAGAAAUCAUCUUUUAACUUAGCUGCAGUUGUUGCUGAAACACUUGGACUUGGUGUUCAAGAAGAUUCUGACUUGCAAAGUGCUUCGAAUCCUCUCAGUGAAGAUCUGCACCAUCAACAGGAAGUAGAACCAAAGAAACAACCCUUUCAGGAAUCCACAAAAAAUAACGAAGAUGGUUUGAGAUUUUCAGAUUCUUCUCCAAGGACUCCACCAGAAGUUGACUGGGCUGCUCGGGCAUCUUCUCCUGUUUUUGGGGCUGUUUCUAAUGUGAAAAAUGGUUUAGGCUUGAAUACAAGCUUGUCUCCUUCUCUUUUAGAAGCUGGGAAAAAGCCCCAUCUCAAAACAAAUUCCCUAAGCAUUAUUUCUAAUUCUAAACCACAGAAAACUAGAUCAAAAUCUGAAGACACUAGCCUUGUUACAUGCCUUAAUUUUGGUUCUCAACCAAGCACUGUCAUUGAUCAUUCUUCUUCCAUUAAUCAAAUGCUUGUGAGAAAGAAUAUAAGUGAAUCAAUAAGUACACAGGUUGAGACUGAUAAUGCAAAAGAUGAAACUACUGAAAAAAAUGAUCUUUUUGUGCCAUUGAAACCACUGGGAAGCAGAGGAACCAAAAGGAAGAAGAUUGAAGAAGAAAGUGAACAUUGCCCCCAAACUUCUUUUGAUAAAGAAAAUGCUUUUCCUUUUCGAGGGGAUAUUCCACAAUCUGUAAAUGGAGAGUCUGUAAUGGAUAAACCCCUGGAUCUAUCUGAUCGAUUUUCAACUAUCCAUCGAAAAGAAAAAAGCCAAGGAAAUGAGAUUACUGGUGGUUAUGAGCCAAUAAAAAUGAAAGGUAGGAUGGGACAUGGAGAUUGUGAACUUGCCUCAGUUCUUCAGUUAAAUCCUUGUAGACUAACUAAAGCACAAGCUCUACAAGAUAAUCAAGAUAAAUCAUCCUUAGAAAAUAUCCAGUGGAGCAUAGAUCCAGCAGCAGAUCUUUCUCAAUAUAAAAUGGAUAUUACUGUAAUAGAUACAAAGGAUGGUAGUCAAUCAAGAUUAGGAGGCGAGACUAUGGACAUGGAUUGUACAUUGAUUAGUGAAACUGUGCUUUUAAAAAUCAAGAAGCAGGAGCAGAAGGAAGAGAAAAGUCCAAAGAGAGAAAGAAAAGUGAAUGAUAGCUUAUCAGAAUUGUUUGAUCAGACAACACGUGAAGAAUAUGAAUCCUAUUUGACAGAUAGUUCACUGUGUGAACCAGAAGAAAAUCUCCAAGUAGAAUAUGAAGAAUUAUCAGUUGCUGCAAAGAAAUUAAAUAAUCAUGAAGAUAUACCUGAUAAAGUCAAACAAAAAGCAUUUGUGGAGCCUUAUUUUAAAGAUGAUGAAAGAAAGACCACAUUACAAAAUUUCCCUCACAUUGAGGUGGUACGAAAAAAGGAAGAGAGGAGAAAAUUACUUGGACAUACAUGUAAAGAAUGUGAAAUUUAUUAUGCAGAUAUUCCAGAAGAAGAAAGGGAAAAGAAACUAGCCUCCUGUUCAAGGCACCGUUUCCGCUAUAUUCCUCCUAACACACCUGAAAAUUUCUGGGAAGUUGGGUUUCCUUCAACUCAAACUUGUGUGGACAGAGGGUACAUUAAGGAAGAUAUUGAUCCUUGUCCACGUCCCAAAAGGCGGCAGCCUUACAAUGCUAUGUUUUCUCCAAAAGGCAAAGAACAGAAGACAUAGAUGUUGAAGAAAUUGCAAAAGGUGCCCGAACAAAAUUCCUCUUUUAUUUAUAGUUAAAGUCGAAAUAAAAAACUGAUUUCUUCCCCUC
Molecule: messenger RNA, 2878 nt
Organism: Sarcophilus harrisii (Tasmanian devil)
Lineage: Eukaryota; Metazoa; Chordata; Mammalia; Dasyuromorphia; Dasyuridae
Gene: RBBP8
Product: RB binding protein 8, endonuclease
Exons: 20
Coding region: 367-2790 (807 amino acids)
Biological process (GO): DNA double-strand break processing involved in repair via single-strand annealing; double-strand break repair via homologous recombination
Cellular component (GO): site of double-strand break
Molecular function (GO): flap-structured DNA binding; double-stranded DNA binding; single-stranded DNA binding
Source: RefSeq, a predicted model, not a curated record